Messenger RNA from Magnolia sinica, 1767 nucleotides. RefSeq names its product protein PHOSPHATE-INDUCED 1-like. The record is from RefSeq and is a predicted model, not a curated record. The transcript has a single exon. Lineage: Eukaryota; Viridiplantae; Streptophyta; Magnoliopsida; Magnoliales; Magnoliaceae. Bases 485 to 1468 code for a protein of 327 amino acids.
CCGAACCCAGUACGAAAUGUUAAUGGGCGGAACUAUUAAAAUCGGAUUGGAUCCAUCGGAUAACUGCACGUCUGGGUACCUAUUAAUUGACAGCACUGCCUAGCGGGAGGUAACAUGCCUAGGGUUUUCCUAUAAUAUAUGGUUCCCGUCACAUGCAACCAUUAUGUAUUAACAUGCCUUGUCAUACCAGCAUCCAAACCGGCAGCGAAAACAAUGUGGACAGUCUCCAACUAUCUAUACAAAGCCAACAAGAUUUAAAAAAAAUAAAAAAGAAAGAUAAUAUAAAUAAAUAAAUAAAUAAAUAAAGCCACUGAGGGAUGCUCGCCAGAUGUCUCCCUCUAAUCUGCAACUAUUCAAAGAAUUCGUGAUCCGUGUAUCGUGCUGAAGGAAGCCACAGAGAAUCAGCGUCAAGACUCCCACUCUCUUUCUCUUCACAAGUUCAUGCAUCCCAGACCACCUAUAUAUACAGUCGUCCACCCCUCACAUGCUCCAUCAUCACCACCACUCCUCUCUCUCUCUCUCUCUCUCUCAAAUGGCUUUUUUCAAUGGCAUGAAAAUACCCUUUUAUCUGUUUCUUAUUGCAAGUUCUAUCGACCUUUGUUUGGGAGUGAGGCACCUGGCCUCCCUCUAUGUACCACCACCUACGUUACUGACGUACCACAAAGGAGCCAUUCUAGAAGGUGAGAUUCCCAUCUCUAUUCUGUGGUAUGGUAGAUUCACCAACACCCAAAAAUCCAUUGUCGCCGAUUUCAUCCUCUCCCUCAGUCUACCACAACAAAAGGGUGUCUCGCCCACAACGCCAUCUAUCUCCCAGUGGUGGGAAACAAUGAAUAAAUACUCCGAAAUGGCUGGGAAGAAGAAGGCCCAAGUCAUCUUAUCCGUCCAAACCUCUGAUGAAAACUACUCUCUUGGGAAAACCCUCAAAAGGUCUCAGAUACUCGAGUUGGCAACGAAAUCGGGUCCGAGACCCGUCGGGGUGGUGCUCGUCCUGACAGACAAAGACGUGGCGGUAGAGGGCUUUUGCAUGAGCGGAUGCGGGUCUCACGGAUCCGACUCGGAUAAGAGAUGGGCUUUCGUCUGGGUUGGGAACUCGGAGACUCAGUGCCCGGGUCAGUGCGCGUGGCCGUUCCACCAACCAAUCUACGGACCGCAAUCUCCGCCCUUGGUUGCCCCCAAUGACGAUGUUGGCUUGGAUGGCAUGAUCGUAAAUAUCGCGGGUCUUUUGGCCGGAACUGUAACGAACCCUUUCGGGAACGGGUAUUUCCAAGGACCCGAAGAUGCGCCGCUGGAGGCGGCAUCGGCUUGUGCGGGGGUGUAUGGUAAGGGGGCGUACCCUGGUUACGCUGGGGAGCUUUUGGUGGAUUUGAACUCGGGCGCCAGCUACAAUGCGCAGGGGGUGAAUGGCAGGAAGUGCCUUCUACCGGCCCUGUUUGACCCUUCUACUUCUUCGUGUUCGACACUGGUGUGAGUUGGGCCCAGUGUAUCUAGGCCUGGCCCAGUUAGCUUUUGGGCUUUAAGUGUGUACAUAACUCACAAAUGGUAUUAGAGCAUAAGUUCUCUGAUUAUUUGUUUCCACAUUGUCGUUCGUGUCCAAUUGUAUUUUUUUUUUAUUUUUUAUUUUUGUCCCAGUUAAGGAAAAAAAUCUUCGAUACUCUGGCAGACUCUGAUGAUGAUACGCAGGUACCUAAUUGCUUAGAAAUUAUAUCCCACCUUGCAGUAAGUUAUGGUUCUCAAUUUAGACGUGUCAUGAGCCAAAAUUUUCGCUUA